AUGACGGGUUAUCAUAAACCCGAAGAAUAUUACGAGUCAUUAUACUGUUUACAAUUGAUGAAUCGCGGUCAUCUCCUUGAUGUCGCUGGUGUUAUUGAUCAUCAUUUAACUUUAAUUUUACCUGGUGCUUUGAUUUCUGAUGGCUGUCAUAAAAUGAAUCUGGAACAGUCAGUUGGGCCUACCGUUGAUAAUUUAUUCAAUUCUCCUGUAUCUGAACCUGGUCCUACAAAAAUACCUUCUGUAAUUGGAACUAGAAAACCGAAUACUACACGGCAAUGCUUUGACUGUGGUGCCACAAAUCCAACAUGGGCUAGUGUUACCUACGGUGUUUUUCUUUGUAUUGACUGUUCGGCAGUCCACCGUUCACUUGGAGUUCAUCUAAGUUUCAUUCGAUCGACUCAGCUAGAUACUAACUGGACUUGGGUCCAGUUGCGCGCAAUGCAAGUUGGUGGCAAUCAAAAUGCGCUUACUUUCUUCUCCCAAAAUAAUUGUCGUUCCCUGGAUGCUCAGGAAAAAUACCAAAGUCGUGCUUCCCAACUGUACCGUGCUAAGCUGGAAAAACUUGCUAUUGACGCUGUUAAAACCCAUGGUAACAAGUUGACUCUGGAACUUGAUGAAGGAAAAUUCAAACGUGAUCAGGUGGCUGACUUUUUUGAGGAACAUUCUGAAAGUGGUACGACUGACAUUAGAAAUGAUAAACCUGUGAUAGUAACAACAAAAAUGAAUCUGGAACAGUCAGUUGGGCCUACCGUUGAUAAUUUAUUCAAUUCUCCUGUAUCUGAACCUGGUCCUACAAAAAUACCUUCUGUAAUUGGAACUAGAAAACCGAAUACUACACGGUCUAGUGCUAAAAAAGGUGGGUUGGGGGCAUCAAAGGUGAAAGCUGAUUUCUCUGCCAUCGUUUCGGCUGCCGAACGUGCUGAUAUUGAAAAGAAAUGUCAGAUUCGUUCAACUGAUAAGGAUUUAGAAGAUAAAGAAAAACGUAAUGAAGAACGACUUGCGUCACUUCGGUUAGCGUAUAAAGAUAUUACCGAUGGAUGUGAAAAGCAAGACACUGCCAACUUGAAGUCUACGGACUCUCAACGUGCCAAACAAGCUGAACGCCUUGGUAUGGGUAAAAUAGGUACAGGCAACAGAGAAAUAUCGCACUCAGCAUUUGCAAAUAUUCAAAAAAUAGAGCAAGAAAACUCGGCUCCCACCCACACUUCAUCGCUAAGUUCAAAUUUGGACCCUUUCUUCAUUUCAAGUUACAGUAAUAGAGACCGUGAUACACGCAAUUUUUUCGAUUCUGGAGAUGAUAAUUUAUUCGGAGGCUCUGCGACGUAUGGUAUGAAUGGCGGAUGGUCAAAAAAUAAAUCAAGGGACAAUGACUGGGAUGGGCAUUUUUCAGACCCUUUUAAUCAAAAGCCAAACAAAACACGUGAUUUGUCUACUGUUGCUGAUGAAUUUCCAACUAAAUCACCCAGCAAACAGCCUACAUCUCUUUCGUCUAAACAAUCAGAAACUAAUCCAGAUCUAAGUGAAUUAAUGAAGAAGUUUGCCAAUGCGACUUCUAUAUCGUCGGAUGCGUUUUUUGACCGAAAUGAUUCUGAAUCUGAUGGGCUCUCAAGAUUUCAAGGGAGUUCAUCUAUUUCGAGUGAUGAUUAUUUUGGUCAUCCUAAAGUGCGACAGUCUCAGGUAUCUAAUGAAUUACAAAAUAUCAAAGAUGGUGUCAAGCAAAGUGUAACUAAAGUUGCUGGACGGCUGUCAAAUCUGGCAACUGACGUAGUACACACUCUUCAAGAUCGAUUCGGUUAG
Messenger RNA from Schistosoma intercalatum, 1797 nucleotides. The record is from the annotation of a GenBank genome assembly. Lineage: Eukaryota; Metazoa; Platyhelminthes; Trematoda; Strigeidida; Schistosomatidae.